AUGCCCCCAGCAAUGUAUACGAAGAAGAACCAGCAACACACGUCGAAGGGACAUGGGAAGUCCGACAGCAAGAGGAGACUGAUGACUGAUACCAUAACCGCGAGACUCCCGCAGAAUUCUGGCACCCCCAACUCAGCGACUUCCAGUUCCAGCUCAAAUGGUAACGGGAACAGCCAACAACGAAAGAUCUCCAAAUUCACGCCGAGAGAGCUCAUAGAUGACUUGGAUGACUCCUCGCUCUCAAUAUUCAAGAUGUACCAGCGGAAGAGUUAUCUACCUCAGUCACAGAGAAUUGCAAACAUUGCGUGGAGAAUUCAGAAUAAGAAGUUAGCAGAAAGGGCCAAGGAAAAGCAUGAUCUGUUUGAAAUACAGACUACAAAGCCUGUCCCUGUCCCUGUACCCAGUGCCAUUGGAGGAAAAAUUAUUGAAAACUUGAAUGAUCCAAAUCUCGACGAGUUUGAUUAUGUGGCCCACAUACGGAGAAUCAGUCAGGAAGAAUAUGGCCUCAAUAAUGAAAGUGGAGAUGUGGGACAGUCCGACGAGCAGACUCCAACACUGCAACAUCUGCAACAAAAGCAGCAGCACCAACAACGACUGCUGCUGCUGCUGCUGACCCAAGCAUCUACAGCAGCUCCCAUGCAAGUAUCUAAAUCUACAACAUUUAACUCCCCCGAAUCGAACUCGAACUCCUUGACUUCACAAUCGUCAUCCAUUUUCUCCAGCGUCAAGUCUUCCAAUUUCUCGAACAAAACAGACCCCAACUUUUUAGCAACAUAUAUCAAUUCAUUGGAGACUUCACUCCAGCAGGACUACAAAGCAUCUAUGAUGGACUCUCCGCCAAAGGCGAAGAGGCAAUCUUCUACAAUGUCAGCUUCUUUCUCAAAUAGUUCCAAUAACGGGAACCCCAGUAACAACAAGAAGAUAUUGCAAUGUACAAACUGUCAAACUCGCACAACUCCUCUAUGGAGGAAAUCUAGUUCUGGUGACCUACUCUGCAAUGCAUGUGGUCUCUUCUACAAGCUUCAUGGAGUGUUGCGUCCGUUGAGCACUACAACAAAUGCUACAGGGAAUCUCAACACUGGUAAGCAAUCGCAGUCACAAAUGUCACUACAAAACCAACAGCCAAAGGCUGCAAAUAAAGUUAACGAUAGAACGAUAAUGAAUAAUAAUAUGAAUCUAUUCAACUACAUGAAGGAUAAUAAUAAUGAAACUAAUAACAAUAGUACUAAAACACAGUCUAUAUCUCAAAGAGAGCGUCAACCUCUGCUGUUCCACCAACCAAUAAGUCCGAAUAUCAUAUCUCACCACCACCACCACGGGCCAAACAUAGGUAUUUCCAAAUCAUUGGAUGAUACUAAUCUGCAUAAUUCGGAAUUCUUGGAAAUGGAUCCAUUCAUCAAUGACAAUUCACACGCCGAACCAAAUUCGGAAUACAUAGACAAGCUACUCAAUGCCAACUUGUUCCAAACUGAAUCAUACAACAUCGGUGGAGACCAUCACCACCAUGAAUCUCAUAACUCAAAGGAAGAUCAUGACAUGUAUGGCUACCAGAUGGAGGGUAGUGCAGAAAUGGAAGGAAUCAGCGAUGAAAUUCUAAUAGAUUCUGCGGAGUCAAACUCACACAACUGGAAUUGGCUUGAUUUCGGACCAUCAAAGCAUUAA
Molecule: messenger RNA, 1662 nt
Organism: Dujonia railenensis
Lineage: Eukaryota; Fungi; Ascomycota; Pichiomycetes; Serinales; Debaryomycetaceae
Source: the annotation of a GenBank genome assembly